AUGUUAACCAACUGCCUGGGUGCGCUGGCAGCUGAAGAGGUUAUCAGUGUUUCCGAUAACCCGGCUGCUCGGUUCGCACACAAGAGGCCGAGCAUGGCGUGGCGGCGUGAGCGCAGAAGGACACGGGGCAGGAUUUCUGUGCUCGUCUUCUCAGGUCCGACGCUGGCCCACGCUAACUUUGCAGAAAACACUAUGAAUGAGCUCCUUGGCUGGUAUGGUUAUGAUAAGGUUGAAUUGAAAGAUGGAGAAGAUAUUGAAUUCAGGAACUACUCGACAGACGGGGAAAGCCGCCAGCACAUUUCUGUUCUCAAAGAAAAUUCUUUGCCAAAACCAAAAUUACCUGAGGACAGUGUUAUUUCACCGUACAAUAUAAACCCGAGCUACCCAGGGCUUGCCACAGGAAAUGGACUUUCAGACUCACCAGCAGGGUCGAAGGAUCACGGGAAUGUACCUAUAAUUGUCCCAUUAAUUCCACCACCUUUCAUAAAGCCACCAGCAGAAGAUGAUGUGUCAAAUGUACAAAUAAUGUGUGCCUGGUGCCAGAAAGUUGGAAUCAAGCGCUAUUCCCUGAGUAUGGGAAGUGAAGUGAAAUGCUUCUGCAGCGAGAAGUGCUUUGCAGCUUGCCGAAGAGCAUAUUUCAAGAGAAACAAG
This is a messenger RNA of Balearica regulorum gibbericeps (East African grey crowned-crane), 651 nucleotides long. Lineage: Eukaryota; Metazoa; Chordata; Aves; Gruiformes; Gruidae. The record is from RefSeq and is a predicted model, not a curated record.